ACCAGUUUCCUGCUCUUGUUGCCAGACUCAGUUUUUUUUCCCUCUCUUUCUAGAAUUAUUAGUAAUGGAGAUUCAAUAGUAGUAGUAUCCAAUCUUCAAUUCUUCAGUUUCUUUCCUACAUUCAUUUUUCUAACUGAAAAGAAAAACAAAAACCCACACUCAUUUUGUUAAUUUCCUCUUAACUUGUGGUUUUGAGAGAGAGAUUGGUGAAUGCAGGUUUGAUUUUUUGCAAUCUCUCUCACUCUCUAUCUACCCAACUACUUUGAUUAAUCUUUGCAGUACUAAAUAGUGGUUGAUUUGUAAAAAAAAGGAAAAAAUAAUAUUGGAUCCCAUAAUUUCCAAAAAAUGGGUCUUCUGAAUUAAAACAGAGUAUUGAGAAACCCUAGAAAUACUGCUUAAAAAAAGAGAGAGUAAGAUAUUCGUUCUUUUUUCUUUGUAACUUUUUGAGCUCAACUCACGUGGAGUUACCGCUAUUUGUCUUUUGAUAAGUUUCAACUUUCAAGCUCUUAAAUAUAAACUCAUCACAGAAACGUUUUUGCUGUAAUCCUGGUUGGUUUAAUGGCUAUUCAUUCAAAGCUCUUUCUCUCUCUCUUGGGAAAGAGAUGAGUCUUUGAAGUUUUUAGGGUUCUGAUUCUUCUGAAUAGAGUUAGGUCUUGCACUGAAACACUGUUUAUAAGGAUAGUGAUGUUUUUGUAUGUAUUGAAGAAAAAAAAAAGUGAAUGGGGUGUUAAAAGUACUUUGAUCUCAUCAGUUCAAUCUCACAGAGAGAGACAGUGAGACAAAAGAGAGGGAAAUUGUUUAAUGCCAGUUGAAGAUUUACAAAUGGUUUCUUCAUCUUCUUCAUCACUGCUGUAAUUGUAAUGCUAUUAUUAUCAGUUACAAUGAAAUCAUUAUCAGCUCUAAAUGCAGAUUCAAGGAGAAGAAGAGGAAGGUACAUUUUGUUUAUUUACUUUCUCUCUGUAACAUUUAGUUUUGGGUUAGUCAGAUCAAGUGAUGAAGAGGCAUUAUUAAGGCUUAAAUCGAAGAUUGAUCCUUCAGAUACAUUAUCAUCAUGGAGAAAAGGAUCUGAUUUCUGUAAAUGGCAAGGGGUUAGAGAGUGUACAAAUGGUAGGGUUACAAAGUUAGUUCUUGAGCAUUUGAAUCUAAGCGGAACCUUAGAUGGGAAAAGUUUAAACCAGCUUGAUCAGCUUAGAGUAUUGAGUUUCAAAGAAAACUCGUUCUCUGGUGAAAUCCCCAAUUUAUCUGGUUUAGUUAAUUUGAAAUCACUUUAUCUGAAUGAUAAUCAAUUUAUGGGUCAUUUUCCAAGUUCUAUUUCAGAUCUUCAUCGUUUGAAAAUCAUUGUGUUGUCGGGAAAUUUAUUGUCGGGUAAGAUUCCCGUCUCGCUUCUCAAGCUUCUGCGAUUAUACAUUCUUUAUUUGCAAGAUAAUCAAUUUACAGGAGAAGUUCCAGCUCUGAAUCAGCCAACUCUUAGAUUCUUGAAUGUAUCUAAUAAUCAACUUUCUGGCGAAAUUCCAUCAAAUGCAGUACUCGCUCGAUUCAAUUCAACUUCAUUUCUCAAUAAUGUCAAUCUAUGUGGCAAACAGAUAAAUGUCGUCUGCAGCAAUGCUUCAAUUACUCCUAACGGAGCUCCAUCUACUGGUUCAAAGUCACAUUCAAAGCAUGUAAACAAGAAACUUAUAUUGAUUAUUGUUGGUAGUAUUGUAGGAUUGAUUUUGAUGUUAAUCUGUUUGGUAAUCUUAUGGAAAGUUUGCAAGACUAGGAAGACCAAAAAGUCACAGGAAGAGUCACGAGAACUUAGGAGCAAAGUUGAAGUAGGCACUGAAGGAGUAGUAGGAGGAAUGGGUGGCGAAGGGUCUGGAAUUGGUGGUUCAAAACAGGGAGGAUUUUCAUGGGAGAAUGAAGGUUUGGGAAGUUUGGUUUUUUGUGGAGCAGGGGAUCAACAAAUGAGCUAUAGUUUAGAAGAUUUAUUGAAGGCAUCCGCAGAGACAUUAGGAAGAGGAACACUGGGGAGUACUUAUAAAGCAGUGAUGGAAUCUGGGUUUAUAGUUACCGUGAAAAGAUUGAAGGAUUCUAGGUAUCCAAGGCUUGAAGACUUCAGGAGACAAAUGGAUGUGCUAGGGCGACUCAGACAUCCUAAUUUGGUACCAGUCAGGGCUUAUUUUCAAGCUAAAGAAGAACGUCUUCUCGUCUAUGAUUAUUUCCCUAAUGGCAGCUUGUUCUCACUCAUUCACGGAUCAAGAACUUCAGGGGGUGGAAAGCCCCUACACUGGACAUCCUGCUUAAAAAUAGCAGAAGACUUGGCAACAGGAUUAGUCUACAUCCACCAAACCCCUGGACUAACCCAUGGAAACCUGAAAUCAUCCAACGUUCUUUUAGGUUCAGACUUCGAGUCCUGCCUCACUGACUAUGGCUUGACACCAUUCCGUGAUCCUGACUCACUUGAAGAACCGAGCGCAUCAUCUCUCUUUUAUAGAGCUCCUGAAUGCCGAGACCUGCGAAAAAUACCAACACAAGAAGCUGAUGUCUAUAGUUUUGGAGUUCUUCUUUUAGAACUUCUCACUGGAAAAACACCUUUCCAAGACCUUGUUCAAGAACAUGGUGCCGAUAUUCCUCAAUGGGUUCGUUCAGUCCAGGAAGAGGAGACGGAAUCUGGAGAUGAUCCAAACUCAGGUAAUGAAGCAUCUGAAGAGAAAUUGGGAUCUCUUUUAAAUAUUGCAAUGACUUGUGUUUCUCUUUCAUAUGAAAACCGACCCGCGAUGAAGGAGGUAUUGAAAAUGAUUAGAGAAGUUAGGGCAGAAGCUCAGGUGUCUUCAAAUAGCAGCGACCAUUCACCAGGGAGAUGGUCAGAUACGAUUCACAGUUUGCCGAGAGACGAACAUUUGAGCAUCUAAGCUAGGCAGUUAGAAUAAUACAUUCCACUAUUCUUUUUUCACGUAUCUUUUUUUCUUAUCUUUUCUGUUCUUUUCAAGAGUCCAGUUCAACAUGCUGUUGUAGAUUGUUAUGCUGUAAAUUAUUUGGGUACUUCCGAGUAGUAAAUUUUCUAAUCGAGUAAGAUGGGUUAUUCA
Messenger RNA from Papaver somniferum (opium poppy), 3065 nucleotides. RefSeq names its product inactive leucine-rich repeat receptor-like serine/threonine-protein kinase At1g60630. Lineage: Eukaryota; Viridiplantae; Streptophyta; Magnoliopsida; Ranunculales; Papaveraceae. The transcript has 2 exons. Gene Ontology annotation, molecular function: protein binding; protein kinase activity; ATP binding. The coding region runs from base 861 to 2891 and encodes 676 amino acids. Gene Ontology annotation, biological process: protein phosphorylation. The record is from RefSeq and is a predicted model, not a curated record.